AUGGAGGGAUGGGGCUGUAGGGCCACAGUGCAGGACAGAUCCCAGGCAGUGGAGUGUGUCUGGGCUCCAGGGCUCCAGAGGAGUGACCUUUACCUCCUCACCCUGCAGGAGACGGAGGCUUCAUGCAGCCCGCCUGGGAGCCACUGGCAACAUCCACUAGCCCUCAGGGGUCUGUCUGUGUGUGUGUGUUCGUCAUGUGACCCGAACAGUCAGCCGUGUAUGUCCCUGUGUGGUUUUUAUAGCGAGAGCUGUCAUACUCAUAAGAUGGGCUGUGACCUCUCUCUGUGACCUCUCUCUGUGACCUCUCUCUGUGACCUCUCUCUGUGACCUCUUUCUGUGACCUCUCUCUGUGACCUCUCUGUCUCCCGUUGUCUUGUCUCUAUGACGACCCGAGAGCCCCCAGAGGCUGUCUUCGACUGCAGACGGGUUCCCUGGUGCACCCUGGGACUUGUAGGCCAGAUCACACCGAGACCUCGCUGUUUGCUCGUUCCGUCUCGGUGAAUUUCUAUCUUCUGACCGCUCAUACGUGUGUGUGUGUGUGUGCUCUCCUCCAGCCCGGGACGCUCUCCUAUAUCUUUUGAUCAUGAGAUCGUCAUGAUGAACCAUGUCUACAAGGAGCGCUUCCCCAAGGCCACAUCGCAGAUGGAGGAGCGUCUGUCGGACUUCCUGUCUGCGGCGGCCCCCGACACGGUGACCCCCCUGGGGGACGGCGUGCUGAGCUUCAUCCAUCACCAGCUGAUGGAGCUCUCCAGGGACUGUCUGGACAAGUCCCGCCACGGCCUCAUCACCUCCAGAUACUUCUACGAGCUCCAGGAGAACCUGGAGAAACUGCUGCAGGAUAGGAGGCUGCAGGAGGAGGACUCUCUGCAGAACCUUCCGGACUCCAGGCAGUGGAGCACGCUGUCUCACCUGUGUGACGGCCCCGCCACCUUCACAGCUCAUGAGAGGUCAGAGAGUGUGGAGGUGACCUUUGUCACCCAGCUGGUGAAGAAGCUGAUGAUUGUCAUCGCCCGCCCUGCUCGGCUCCUGGAGUGUCUGGAGUUUGACCCUGAGGAGUUCUACCACCUGCUGGAGGCAGCAGAGGGCCACGCUAAGGAGGGCCAGGGCAUCAAGACUGACAUCCCCCGCUACAUCAUCAGCCAGCUGGGCCUGACCAGAGACCCCCUGGAGGAAAUCUCCCAGCUGAGCAGCUAUGACAGUGGCCACCCUGACACCCCGGAGACAGACGACUCUGUUGACAGUCGCGUGGCCCCCCCGGCCCCCCAGACCAAGGCCCCCCGAGAGGAGGACUUUGAGAACAUCAAGCUGAUCAGCAAUGGAGCCUACGGGGCCGUGUUCCUGGUGAGACACAAGGAGACGCGUCAGCGCUUCGCCAUGAAGAAGAUCAACAAGCAGAACCUGAUCCUGAGGAACCAGAUCCAGCAGGCCUUCGUGGAGAGGGACAUCCUCACCUUCGCUGAGAACCCCUUCGUGGUCUCCAUGUUCUGCUCCUUCGAGACCCGCAGGCAUCUCUGCAUGGUCAUGGAGUACGUGGAAGGCGGUGACUGUGCCACCCUGCUGAAGAACAUCGGGGCCCUCCCGGUGGACAUGGCCCGGCUGUACUUUGCUGAGACGGUGCUGGCCCUGGAGUACCUGCACAACUACGGCAUCGUGCACCGGGACCUGAAACCUGACAAUCUUCUCAUCACGUCCAUGGGUCACAUCAAGCUGACAGACUUCGGUCUGUCCAAGAUAGGUCUGAUGAGCCUGACCACCAACCUGUAUGAGGGCCACAUCGAGAAGGACACCAGGGAGUUCCGAGACAAACAGGUGUGUGGGACCCCAGAGUACAUCGCCCCGGAGGUGAUCCUGAGGCAGGGCUAUGGGAAGCCGGUGGACUGGUGGGCCAUGGGGGUCAUCCUGUAUGAGUUCCUGGUGGGCUGUGCCCCCUUCUUCGGUGACACGACCGAGGAGCUGUUUGGACAGGUCAUCAGUGAUGACAUCAUCUGGCCGGAGGAGGAAGAGGCUCUCCCCAUAGAAGCCCAGGAUCUGAUCUCCAAGCUGCUGAGACAGAACCCCCUGGAGAGACUGGGAACAGGGAGUGCCUUUGAGGUGAAGCAGCAUGGCUUCUUCACAGACCUGGACUGGAACUCUCUGCUGAGGCAGAAGGCCGAGUUCAUCCCUCAGCUGGAGUCUGAGGACGACACCAGCUACUUUGACACUCGCUCAGACAGGUACCACCAUGUGGACUCUGAAGAUGAGGACGACACUAAUGAUGAUGAACACAUGGAGAUCAGGCAGUUCUCCUCCUGCUCGCCCCGAUUCAGCAAGGUGUACAGCAGCAUGGAGCGUCUGUCCCUCCACGAGGAGAAGCGGACCCCCCCGCCCACCAAGCGCAGCCUGAGUGAGGAGGGGGGCGAGCGCAUCGACAGUCUGAGCGGGCUCAAGGCCAGAGACCGCUCCUGGCUGGUGGGCUCCCCCGAGAUCCUGCGUAAGCGCCUUUCCGUGUCCGAGUCGUCCCACACAGAGAGUGACUCCAGCCCCCCCCUGACGGUGCGGCGGCGCUGCUGCUCUGCCAUCAUCGAGAUGCCUCGCUUCGCCAUCUCCUCCGAGGAGGAAGGGGGCGCCGGGGCCCCCGGGGGGGCCAGGAAGGGCUCCGUCAGGGGACCCCGCUCCGAGGACCUACCUCUGUCCAUCCCAGAGCUGCCCCUGGAGAGAAAGCUGAAGCUGGAGCAGUCUCCCACCCCAGGGUCCUCCUCCUCCCAGCUCAGCAGAACCACUCUCACACCUGGUAGUACUGGGGACGUGUGGGAGCGUGCGGGCUCUGGGCAGGACGAGGUCUCCUCCACCCCCAGGGCCAUCAGUGACCUGGCGGCUCGCCGCGCUCGCCACCGCCUGCUGUCGGGCGACGCCGACAAACACCCGCCUUCCAGACCCCUCAACAAGGUCAUCAAGUCGGCCUCCGCCACCACCCUGUCCCUCAUGAUCCCCGCUGACCACCACGGAGCCUCCCCAUUGGCCAGCCCCAUGUCUCCCCACUCCCUCUCCUCCAAUCCCUCGUCGCGUGACUCGUCCCCCAGCAGGGACUUGUCCCCGGCCGUCACCAAGCCCAUCACCAUCCACCGGGCGGGCAAGAAGUACGGCUUCACCCUCAGAGCCAUCAGAGUGUACAUGGGAGACAGUGACGUCUACUCUGUGUACCACAUGGUCUGGCACUUAGAGGAGGGGGGUCCAGCCCAUGAGGCAGGGCUGAGAGAAGGUGACCUCAUCACCCAUGUCAACGGAGAACCGGUCCACGGCCUGGUGCACACUGAGGUGGUGGAGCUCAUCCUCAAGAGUGGAGGCAAGGUGUCUAUCUCUGCCACGCCUUUUGAGAACACGUCCAUCAAGGUGGGUCCAGCACGCAAGACCAGCUCCAAAUCCAAGAUGGCGCGCCGCAACAAGAAGACCAAGACCAAAGAGGGACAGGACAGCAGUAGCAGCAGCAAGAAGAGGAACUCGUUGUUCAGGAAGAUCACCAAGCAGGCGUCUCUGCUGCACACCAGUCGCUCUCUCUCCUCCCUCAACCGCUCUCUGUCCUCAGGGGAGAGCGGGCCUGGCUCGCCCACUCACAACCUGUCCCCCCGCUCCCCGACACAGAGCUACCGCUGCACCCCCGAGUCAGCACAUUCCGUGGGAGGGAACUCGUCCCAGAGCAGUUCCCCCAGCUCCAGCGUUCCGAACUCCCCAGCCAGCUCCGGCCACAUCCGGCCCAGCUCCCUGCACGGCCUGGCCCCCAAGCUGCAGCGCCAGUACCGCUCCCCGCGUCGCAAGUCCGCCGGCAACAUCCCCCUCUCCCCCUUGGCCCGCACGCCCUCCCCCACCCCCCAGUCCACCUCCCCCCAGCGCUCGCCCUCCCCCCUCCCCGGUCACUCCCAGGCCUUCCCCGUCAAGCUUCACUCCUCCCCCCCCCUGGUCCGACAGAUCUCCCGGCCCAAAAGCGUGGAGCCGCCUCGCUCUCCCCUCCUCAAGCGGGUGCAGUCGGCCGAGAAGCUGGCCUCCUCCCUCUCCUCCUCUUCCUCCUCGCCCUCGCCGUCCGCCUCCGCGGGCGACAAGAAGCUCCCCGCGGCGCCGCCGGGGGGGCGCAAGCACAGCCUGGACGUGUCCCACGCCGAGUUCAAGAAGGAGAUGCUGCAGAGAGACCCCAGCCUGCAGAGCCUGCAGGAGUGUGCCGGCGAGGGCCUGGCCCUGGGGGGCCGCGGGGCCCCCGUGGAGAAGGGCAGCCUACACAAACACCCCUCCUCCUCCUCCCGCAAGCUGGGCCGUCAGGAGGGCGAGGGGGCCCCGGUGGCCGGGUCCCUGGGCCUGGCCCCUGGGAAGAGCAAGCUGAAGGACAAGCUGUCGGCCAUCCGGCAGGACCGCGCCGACCGCAGGGAGUCUCUCCAGAAGCAGGACGCCAUCCACGAGGUGGACUCGUCCGAGGACGAGACGGACGAGGGCUCCGAGGACAGCCAGGACGGACGCCGGGGGUCGGCCUUCGUCCCCCCGCUGCUCCGACCCGCCGGCGUCAUGGCGACCGCCCCCCGCAUGGGCCCCGGGGGCACCCUGCCCUCCCUCUGCCUCUCCCCGUCCCCGGCCCUCUCCACCACGCUCAUACACCCCUCCUGUCCCCAGCCCAGCAGAGCCACGCCCACCCUGCCCUCCUCCACGGGGGGCAGACUCCCCGAGCCCAAGCCCGCCCAGAGCGCCCCUUCCCUGGGAGGGCGGAACGACAGCUCCGACGACCCUGGAAGACGUGAGGGGAAGACUGCCGACCUGCUCCCCAGGCCCAAGCCCUCCCAGACCCCCCCAAGUAGCACCUUCGCCACGCCCGGCAGCGCCUUCAUCUCCGUGGCCAAGGAGCCCCUGAGGCCGGCCUCUCCCCAGGACAGGCGGAGCCCCCGAGGGGCGCGGGCCGAGGACAGCCCCAGAGCCAGCCCUACGGCGGGGCCCUCCGACAGCAGCGAGGCCCUGACCCCCUCCUCCUCCGCAGGCAUCACCAAGGAGAAGAAGGAAGCGGACAACCGGAGACAAGCAGCCGCAGCUGUUGCCGCCGCCGCGUCCUCCUCCCCCAGCCCCGCCCCCAGCCCCGCCCCCAGCCCCGCCCCCGUAAGCGGAGCAGUCCAGGCAGACUCCCAGCUCUCCACAGUCACCAAGAGCGUCCUGGGCCCCGUCAAGCUCACCCUCCCCGGCUCCCACGUCUCACCCGCCUCCCCCCUCGCUGCCCCCGCCUCCUUCCCCUUUAAAGUCCCCCAGCCUCCGCCCCCGGCCCGCCUCACAGACUCUCCCACCAGGCUGAAAGCUGAGCCGGCCCCCUCCCCCCCCCCCCGAGGAGAUCCUCCACUCCCAAAGGCGCCCCCCCCCAGCCCCGAGAGGGCUCCAUGGGGGGGCAGGGGCCCCCCGGGGGGGGCAGGGAGACUGCCACCGCCUCUUCCCCUGCCCCCCUGAGGCCGGGGACAGCCCCACAGCCUUCGAGCGCCGCCCCGGCCUCCAAUAAGAGGCCGGAGGCCCAGAAAGCCUCGGCCGCCACGGUCGCCUCUCCACUGGACAAAACCAGCAAGAAAACGUAGCAGCAGAAAAGGAAGAACAGAAACAAAUUCAGAUAAACACUCAAAAAAACGCAGAAGCCAAGUAGUCGUUAGCUUGAGAUUUCAAUUCACAAACCGCAUGUUUGAAAGAAAUAGCAUACUAUAGACUUAUACUAUAGACUUUGCAACACGCUCAUGUGGAGAGCAUAGCUGCGAGAGGAGACUAUGAAGAGGAUCACAAAAGAGAAGAGGGGAAGAGGGAUGGAGUCUUGUGGGGUGUUCGGGGGGCCCAGGGGGGGCCCAGACAGUGUCCAAUCCUGUUCUUGCUGUUUUGGUUCCCUGUUCAGACUCGUGUUUUUGUGUGGUCGGCUUUUCUCUCUUCAAAGAAAUGGGGGCUAGAAAUAAACAGGUUGAGGCCGUUGGUCCACUGCUCAGCAUAUUGACCCCAGCACACACACACUCACACACACUCACACACUUCUCAGUAUACUACCUAAUCUCCAAUACAGCUUGCAGUUAGCAUGGACUGGCGUGCCCAAAGCCAACAGGUCAGGUUGUGCCCUUCAAACUGCACCCCUACCCUCACCCUGCCCUCUCCCCAGGCCCCUGUCUGCUCCUCUCCCCAGGCCCCUGUCUGCUCCUCUCCCCAGG
This is a messenger RNA of Hypomesus transpacificus, 6176 nucleotides long. It is a transcript of the gene mast2, whose product is annotated as microtubule associated serine/threonine kinase 2. Gene Ontology annotation, molecular function: ATP binding; protein serine/threonine kinase activity; protein binding. NCBI's taxonomy places the organism in Eukaryota, Metazoa, Chordata, Actinopteri, Osmeriformes, Osmeridae. The record is from RefSeq and is a predicted model, not a curated record. Gene Ontology annotation, cellular component: microtubule cytoskeleton. The coding region runs from base 595 to 5445 and encodes 1616 amino acids. The transcript has 22 exons. Gene Ontology annotation, biological process: intracellular signal transduction; peptidyl-serine phosphorylation.